This is a messenger RNA of Magnolia sinica, 1084 nucleotides long. RefSeq names its product midasin-like. The record is from RefSeq and is a predicted model, not a curated record. Lineage: Eukaryota; Viridiplantae; Streptophyta; Magnoliopsida; Magnoliales; Magnoliaceae. Bases 453 to 869 code for a protein of 138 amino acids. The transcript is spliced from 4 exons.
UUAGUUUGUAUAAUAAUGAUGUUUUUUUUUUUUUCCUGAAUCAUGUCUAAUAGCCUCACAAACUUUUUUAUGAACACUAAAUUCAUAACAUUGAUCCCAAGAAGAACGAGGAAAGAAAAUUGCCAUUAAAUCCUACAACAAUUGAGAAUUCCAUUUGAUCCCUAUUACUUUUAUACUUUGUGAAGUCCAUUACUAUAAAGUGAAUGUAACAAUUUUCUUUUCGCCUGUUUUUGUUAAAGUAUGUGUUCUUAGUUCUUUAUCUUGUCUGGAGAUUGUUAUAACUGUUACUGACAAUAUCUGUUCUGGUAGCUGAAAAUUGGCCUUCUUUACGGAGAGUUCAAUCCCAGCUCAAGUAGCAGGUUUCUUCAACCUGCAUAUGAUGUGCAACAUUUAUUGCUACCUCAGAGUAGACUGUGCCUUAGAAAUGUCAUUGCUACUCGUUCUAGCCACUUAUGUGCUCACAUACAAAUGAUAAGUUUGAUUCAAAUUGGGAAAUUGCAAAUCAGUACUAUAAAAGCAUGGCAAUGGUGCAGCAGCCACAUCAGAUUCAUCUGAAUUUCCACAAAGAUUUGGAUAUAGAACAACGAUUUGUUGCUUAUGGCUGUGCUGAGCACCUGAAGAAAUUGAAGAAACAUGCAUCUUCAUUAAAAGAAUUAGACCAAGGUAGUGAAACAAGUGUUCUGGCACAUAAAUGUAUGUGGCUACAAAAGCAACUAUUUGACAGCUUGUGCUCUAUGUCGAAGGACACAUCUUUGCUGCUGAAGACAGUUGAAAAUACUCAUUUAAAUACUUGCAACAGUGUGAAGGCUGAAGUCAACAAAAUUAACUUUUCUAACAAUUUUGGAGCCUGUUGGAUUAUAGAAGCCUGAAAAUGAAAUGUUGAAUUGAAAUUGAAAUGUGUAUUAGAAAAGAAGGAAAAGAUUAUUAUGUGUGUGAAUCAUUCUAUUGUCCUUUUCUUUUAUUUGUGUAUUUAUCUAGCAUAUAAUACAAGUAGAUUACAUGCCCCACUCUCUCUCAUACAAUGAACAAAGGGGUUUAAAAUUGUUCUUAAAAUUCUGUCAUAAAAUCUGACCAUUGGCAACAU